Molecule: messenger RNA, 1451 nt
Organism: Astrephomene gubernaculifera
Lineage: Eukaryota; Viridiplantae; Chlorophyta; Chlorophyceae; Chlamydomonadales; Astrephomenaceae
Source: the annotation of a GenBank genome assembly
GCUCAUCUGAAGUGCUUCGUAUUUAUGUACAAGAUGGAGCGCACUUGCAGUAGUUCAGUCAGGCCUGCGUAUUCGAAGCUGCCAAGAUUAAAGGGAUGGCAGCCGUUUCAGCCUAUCGUGCGACCGCUGCCUAGGACCAUCGCGACUUCUUCUCCCGUGGUUACUGUCACAGAACCAUCAACAGGUCCCUGCAACCAUCAGACGGAUGUUGGAAGUCCGCCAGUCAGCUCUUCAGCGGCCCCCGCUACCGUGCCCGCCCCAGCUGCUGAGCCAGCUGGCCAGCCCUUCCCCUGGUUUUCGCACUGGUACCCUGUUGCCGUGCUGUCUGACCUGGACCCCCGGCGACCGCACGCGACCCACCUGCUGGGCAUCCCGCUGGCGCUGUGGCGGGACGCGCAGGGGCAGUGGCGCGCGGUGGAGGACCGCUGCCCGCACCGCCUGGCCCCGCUGUCGGAGGGGCGCGUGGAGGCGGACGGCUCGCUACAGUGCGCCUACCACGGCUGGCAGUUCGACGGGCGCGGAGCCUGCACGCACAUCCCGCAGCUGCGAGGGGACGAGCGGGCGCAGGGAGUGGCGUGCGCCAGCCGCCGAGCCUGCGUGCGCGCCUUCCCCUGCCAGCAGCUGCAUGGGCUGCUGUGGGUGCUGCCGGACGCGUCGGAGCAGGGGUGGAGCAAGGCUGCUCAAGAGCCGGUCCCCAGCACUGCGAUCAAAGAGCUCAUGGGAGGGCCGGAGGCGGAGGGCUGGCGGCAGACCACCCAGUGGUAUGCUCGGGACGUGCCCAACCGGUUCGACACGUUAGUCGAGAACCUCAUCGACCCCUCCCACGUUCCCUUUGCCCACCACGGCGUCCAGGGCCGUCGGGAGUCCGAGAAGGGAACCGUCACAAAGCUGUUUGAGGAGCUAACCGCCGGGGGCUUUAGCUUCGAUUAUGACCCCAAGAACCCUAGGUUCCCGCCAUCUCGCCCGAUGUUCCGUGCGCCUACAUACAUCCGGUACGGAAGCAAGUUCCGCACGUUAAACGCGUACGGCGUACCGACCCGCCCCGGCUGGUCCCGCGUGUACGCGACCUUUACAAAGGACACCCGGUCGAACCUCCCGCUGCCCUGGUUCAUCAACGCCAUCUACAGCUUCAUUGAGUCCACCCCCUGGUUGGAGCACCUGUUCCAGCGGCACCUUGUGCUGGAGGGCGACGCCUACAUGCUGCAUGUGCAGGAGCGGCUGCUGCUUCAGGAGAAGGGCAACUGGAAGGACAGCUUCUACAUGCCGGCGCCCGCGGAUUCCUCGGUGAUUGCCAUGCGCAGGUGGCUGGACGAGUUCGGCGGCCGCGUGCCCACGUGCGAGCCGGACACCCCCAUGCCACCGCAGAUGAGCAAGCGGCAGGUGCUGGACCGCUACUCGCAACACACGCAGCACUGCAGCCACUGCAAGAAGGCCCUGCGCAACAUCGAGCU